GUAAACAUAGACCAAAAACAGAGAAUGGGAAUAGAAUUGUUAUGGUCAUUUGUGGCAAUUGUGGCUGCAACAUACGUUAUUCUAUUUGGUUUCUUAAAGAAAAUAAACGAGUGGUACUAUGUUACUAUGUCGGAGAAGAAGCAAAACCCUUUGCCACCCGGUCAUAUGGGAUGGCCAUUCAUCGGAAACAUGUGGUCCUUCUUCAAGGCGUCCAAUUCACAAGAUCCCGAUUCCUUCAUCGACAACUUGGUUAAAAGGUAUGGAAGAGCAAGCAUUUACAGAACCCAUUUGUUUGGGAGUCCAAGCGUCAUAGUUUGCAGUCAGGAACUUUGCAGGAAGGUGUUGACAGAUGAUGAACACUUUUCGUAUGGCUACCCUUCAUCAGCAAUACAAUUAGGAGGGAAAAAAUCGCUGUAUGGAAUUUCAAAUUCAGAGCACAGGCGUUUGCGUAGGCUAAUAGCGGAUCCCAUCAAUGGCCAUCAAGCACUAGCUUUGUACAUAGGGCAUAUUGAAGACAUUGUGAUCACUUCAUUGGAAGAGCUUGCUACCAUGAACCGACCAAUCAAGUUUUUCAAUGAAAUGAAGACGAUUGCCUUAAAGGGUAUUGCAAAAGUUUCCCUGGGUUCCACUCAGGAUUCCAGUCUUUGGUCGAUGGUGAAAUAUUUCACAGAAUUGUCUCCGGGUAUUCUUUCCAUGCCCAUUAAUAUCCCUGGUUUUGCAUUCCAUCGAGCACUCAAGGCCAAAAAACAGCUGGUAAAAUUGACUAAAGAUGAACUAGAUGAAAGAAGACGGAAAACAGUAGCAGAGAGGAAGAAAGGAAUGAUGGAUUUACUUAUGGAAGUAGAAAACGAGAACGGAGAAAAGUUGGAGGAUGAGCAUAUCAUUGACUUAUUGCUGCUGAUAUUGUUCUCGGGUCGUGAAACCGUAGCGCACAAUGCAAUGUGGGUGACCAUCUACCUCCAUCACCAUCCAGAAAUAUUGCAAAAGGCCAAGGAAGAGCAACAGGCGAUCAUAAAGAGAAGACCAUCCUCCCAGAAAAGUCUCACCCUCACUGAAAUCAAAGAAAUGGAAUAUCUACCCAAGGUGAUUGAUGAGUCUUUGCGAAGAAACUAUUUUGCAUUCGCAAUAUUCCGGAAGGUGGUAGCUGAUGUUAACAUUAAUGGUUAG
This is a messenger RNA of Gossypium arboreum, 1167 nucleotides long. Its product is annotated as beta-amyrin 11-oxidase-like. Gene Ontology annotation, cellular component: endoplasmic reticulum. Bases 25 to 1167 code for a protein of 380 amino acids. Gene Ontology annotation, biological process: brassinosteroid biosynthetic process; multicellular organism development; brassinosteroid homeostasis. Gene Ontology annotation, molecular function: iron ion binding; heme binding; ent-kaurenoic acid monooxygenase activity. The transcript is spliced from 5 exons. The record is from RefSeq and is a predicted model, not a curated record. Lineage: Eukaryota; Viridiplantae; Streptophyta; Magnoliopsida; Malvales; Malvaceae.